AUGGCCAGCGAAAAGUCACAAAACCCAUUUGAAAUCUUGGGCAGUCAUUCCAACAUUGUCGCUGGGCCAUCAAAUAUCAGCCCAGCCAACGUCGAACCCCCACCGUACACUACUACAGCAACUGAAUCAGGCCCCGAAACAACUCCGAGAACGCCACCCCAGCCAAACACUCAAACCAAACCAAUAGCAAUUCCCGCAAUAGAGCCAUCAUUCGACUCCCCCUUCCUCCGCGCCUACGCCCCCAUACUGACAGAUUACAAACUCCCCCACGAAUCCUUCCUCAGCUUCCUCGACCACCUCAAUAAACUUAUAACCAGCAACCCACCCCUCCAAGUUCUCGAUGCAGCAGGUGGCAUCCUGCAAUCAGUCCCACUCCUAUUCCCCCUCCACUGGCUCGGCUCCGCAGUAAGCGGUCUCGCGAAUCUAGGAAGGCAUGGCGUCUCGAAAUCCAGGACAGACUCGUACAUUCAUCAAGCGAAUCAGGAGAUCUUCGGACCGAGGGGGUUGAAAGUUGAAAUUGUGAAACUUGAUGCGUUGGCGUAUAUUGCCAACAUACCGAUUCUGGAUUCGAAGGGAAAGGUUAAUCGGCAGAUGCCUGUUUUGCAGUGCCUUUUGGAUGAGACGGGUGCGAGGACUGCCCCUGCCGUUGAUGGACAUGGAUCUAAGCAGGGUGGAGUUGAUAUGCAGCAACAGCAGAUUAGGAUCUUGCAGCCGUGGAUUGCUGAGCUUGAGCUCCAUAUUUUGCCGUGGACGUCCAAGUCCAAAUUGACCCGAUUCAAUGCGGCAUUGAAAAAGAGAAACGACCCGGGUCAAAUGGAGUCUGGGAGUGGUCAAAGAAGCGAGAUGAAUGAUGAAGAAACUAAGCUCCAGAAAUGCUUCUGGCUUGUUAUACGACCCGAUGUAUAG
Messenger RNA from Aspergillus chevalieri, 906 nucleotides. RefSeq lists its product as uncharacterized. The transcript has a single exon. The record is from RefSeq and is a predicted model, not a curated record. The coding region runs from base 1 to 906 and encodes 301 amino acids. NCBI's taxonomy places the organism in Eukaryota, Fungi, Ascomycota, Eurotiomycetes, Eurotiales, Aspergillaceae.